AUCUUUCUUCCCCGCCCGGCCAUUGUUCGUGCCGCGCUUCUACCAACGCCGGGCCGGUAACCCCCUCUCCCUCCUUGCGCGUUCCGGGUCUCGCAGGCACCUCCAAGGUUUGUCUUGAAGCAUAGCUCCAGCUGGAGGGUACCUUUUAAGCUGUUCAAGGUCAAGAUGAAUACAAACUCAAAGGAGGUUUUAUCCCUGGGUGUUCAAGUUCCCGAGUCAUGGGAAGAACUUCUGACAAUGAAAGUGGAAGCAAAAAGUCACCUUCAAAGGCAGGAAUCUAGACUGAAACGCAAUAAUCCACUGGCGAGGGAAAUCUUCCGAAGGCACUUUCGACAGCUGUGCUACCAAGAGACCCCUGGACCAAGGGAGGCUCUUACCCGACUCCAGGAACUUUGCUACCAGUGGUUGAGGCCGCAUGUGAGCACAAAGGAGCAGAUUUUGGAUCUGCUGGUGCUGGAGCAGUUUCUAUCCAUUCUGCCCAAGGAGCUCCAGGGCUGGGUGAGGGAACACUGUCCGGAGAGUGGAGAAGAGGCUGUGAUUUUGCUGGAGGAUCUGGAGAGAGAGCUCGAUGAACCACAACGUGAGAUGGUGGCCCACAGGCAAAGACAAGAAAUCCUCUGUAAAGAGAUGGUGCCUCUAGCAGAGCAGACACCACUGAGCCUUCAGUCCCAGCCUAAGGAGCCACAGCUCACAUGUGACUCUGCUCAGAAGUGCCAUUCUAUUGAAGAGACAGAUGAACUAACCAAGACUGAGGACAGAGAGUUGGUGCUAAGGAAAGACUGUCCUAAGAUAGUGGAACCACAUGGGAAAAUGUUUAAUGAGCAGACCUGGGAGGUAUCACAGCAGGAUCCCCCACAUGAAGAAGUUGGUGAACAUAAGGAUAGGAUAGAGAGGCAGUGGGGAAACCUCUUAGGAGAGGGGCAACACAAAUGUGAUGAAUGUGGGAAGAGCUUUACUCAGAGCUCAGGUCUCAUUCGACAUCAAAGAAUUCAUACUGGAGAAAGACCUUAUGAAUGUAAUGAAUGUGGGAAAGCCUUCAGUCGAAGUUCUGGUCUUUUUAAUCACCGAGGAAUCCACAAUAUACAGAAACGGUACCACUGUAAGGAGUGUGGGAAGGCCUUCAGUCAGAGUGCGGGUCUUAUCCAGCAUCAGAGAAUCCACAAAGGAGAAAAGCCGUAUCAGUGCAGCCAGUGCAGUAAGAGCUACAGUCGGCGUUCAUUUCUCAUUGAACAUCAGAGAAGCCACACAGGGGAGCGACCUCACCAGUGCAUUGAAUGUGGGAAAAGCUUUAAUCGACACUGCAACCUCAUUCGCCAUCAGAAGAUCCACACAGUGGCUGAGCUGGUCUAGGGCUUGCUAUGAGCAGGUUUUCCAGAUCACCAGCCAAGUCGUGUGGGGUAGGUUGAGACUAGAAAAUGCCUGUCUCUUCAUUUCUCCAUGAAGUGUGUUUGAAACAAAUACUGACUUAUGGCCCAGGGACUUCCUUAAAGGAAAGUUGGGUGUUUGAAGCUACUGUUUUCUCUUUUGUUCGUUUUACCUCUUUCUUAUUCUUACUAGCUGUGUCCCUCUUAUUUAUUAUUUAUUUAUUUUUUUGAGAUGGCUGCUAAACCCUUCUAAUAAUAUAAUAAAUGACACUGCCACAGCCAACAUGCCUGAAA
Messenger RNA from Nomascus leucogenys (northern white-cheeked gibbon), 1658 nucleotides. RefSeq names its product zinc finger and SCAN domain containing 9 (gene ZSCAN9). NCBI's taxonomy places the organism in Eukaryota, Metazoa, Chordata, Mammalia, Primates, Hylobatidae. Gene Ontology annotation, biological process: regulation of transcription by RNA polymerase II. Gene Ontology annotation, molecular function: DNA-binding transcription factor activity, RNA polymerase II-specific; RNA polymerase II cis-regulatory region sequence-specific DNA binding. The record is from RefSeq and is a predicted model, not a curated record.